Molecule: messenger RNA, 11155 nt
Organism: Stegodyphus dumicola
Lineage: Eukaryota; Metazoa; Arthropoda; Arachnida; Araneae; Eresidae
Gene: VAChT
Product: Vesicular acetylcholine transporter
Biological process (GO): transmembrane transport; chemical synaptic transmission
Cellular component (GO): terminal bouton; AP-2 adaptor complex; AP-1 adaptor complex
Molecular function (GO): acetylcholine transmembrane transporter activity
Source: RefSeq, a predicted model, not a curated record
CCUUGAUCUUGUUCGCGGGUUUGCAGAGAGAAGCAGAGGGGAGUUGAGAGCUCGGCGGCUGUCCGAGAGAGUCCGUCGUCUGCCGUGGAGGUGCUCCACUAUCGACGAUUUGUCUGCGCUCUGUCACAGGGCUCAUCUCACCUGGCUGCAGGAUAGGGAAAAUGAUGUCCUGAUGUCAAACCCAUGUCGCCAUUGUCAAGAUCUGUUACAUUCUGCUGUCCUGGUAUUCAACAUCUUCUUUGGAAAGUUACUGUUAUCUGCAUCAGCUUCAGUCUGAGACGACAAAGAGACUCAUUUUACCGCAACAGGUUUAAUUAAAGAUGUAUUCUAACCCUGGAAAGAAGUUAUAAAAUCUAAAGUAUUUAUCUGUCUUGAAGUGGCAGUAAUGGAUGUUAAGAAGGUGGACAAGAUUUAAUUGGAAAAUACAUAGCUUUCAUCAAGUAAUAAUAAAAUAGUUUGACGAAAUUCCAUCUUCUAAUUUCUAACGAUCUUUUAUCACAAAUAUAAAUUUCAAAAUGAUUUACAUUACACAUUCAGAAAGAGUAAAAUUUACCAUUGCUAAUUAUUGACCGGAUAAUUUUUGCAUAACUCGAGAUGAAACAAUUUGAGAAAGCUGCAGCAUGAAUCGCACCAGCCAAUUAUAGUCAUUACGGCUGCAUAGUUUGAAUUGCUCAGAUGCUAAUUCCAUAGCUAUAAUUGAUGUCAAAUUCAGCAACUGAGUUCUCCUAGCAGCACAGCACAGCUGAAAUGGUUGAUCUUUUCGGAUAACAUUCCAAAGAGUUUCAUACAAUUACCAUUUUAAUGCAUCUAAUAAAUUAUCAUACGUUACACUAUUUGUCACUGGAGGCAGUAGGAGAAAUAUCCUUAUAAAAAGAAAAUUAAAGAAAAUUCCUAGAAAUUAUUCAAAGCUUCAAGAUGACAGUCAUACCAGUAAUAAAUAUGGAUGUUGCCCAAGUAUGGCGGCGAGUGAAUGAUAAAUUAGAGCACCCUGAAAGUCAAAGGAAAAUGGUGCUAGUGAUAGUAUGUGUUGCACUACUGUUAGAUAAUAUGUUAUACAUGGUGAUUGUGCCAAUCAUCCCUGAUUACUUGAGGUAUAUAGGAGCUUGGAGUACACACACUGUGAAAGGAGACAUGGUUUGGGAUAAUAGCAGUGCUGUACCUGGUAGCAAUGCUUCCUUCUGGAAGAGAGCGAAAGACAGAAUUGUGUAUGAAGGCGAGGACAGUGCUGUAGGGAUACUAUUUGCUUCGAAAGCUAUAGUUCAGCUUUUCAUCAAUCCGUUUUCUGGAGCAGUAAUUGACAGGAUUGGAUACGAUACACCAAUGAUGAUAGGACUCACCAUCAUGUUCGUUUCUACAGCAAUGUUUGCUUGCGGGCAGAGUUACGGUGUCUUGUUUUUCGCUCGAAGUCUCCAGGGUGUUGGAUCGGCAUUUGCAGAUACUGGAGGUUUGGCCAUGAUAGCUGACCGGUUUACUGAAAAAGAAGCACGUAGUAAAGCUAUCGGAAUUGCGCAAGCUUUUAUAUCAUUUGGAAGUCUAGUGGCUCCUCCUUUUGGAGGACUGUUGUAUGAAUUUGCUGGGAAGGAAGUUCCGUUCAUCGUUCUAAGCAUGGUCUCUUUAAUGGAUGGAUUUGCCCUUCUAUUCGUCAUGAGACCAGUAAAAAUAAAGGAAAAAGGAGCUGAGCGUCCAAAAGGAACUCCUAUAUACAAAUUAUUCAUAGACAAGUAUAUUUCAGUAGCAGCGGGCACUCUGGUUAUGGCAAAUGUGUCUUUGGCUUUCUUAGAACCUACGAUAGCAUUAUGGAUGGAGAACACCAUUGAAAAUGUAGAAGAAUGGCAGAUGGGUAUGAUAUGGCUUCCAGCUUUCUUUCCACACGUCUUGGGAGUAUACACAACCGUAAAGCUUUGUAAAAAGUACCCAAAAAAGCAAUGGUUAAUAGCUGCAACAGGGCUAGCUUUGGAAGGAUUAAGCAGUUUCUUCGUUCCUAUCUCCGCGAAUUUUUGGCUGCUGAUGAUACCAAUAUCCGGCAUCUGUUUCGGAAUAGCCCAAGUCGAUACAUCUCUUUUACCCAUGCUUGGAUACCUCGUCGAUAAAUAUUACGUGUCGGUUUACGGAUCUAUUUAUGCUAUAGCGGAUAUAUCGUAUUCCCUUGCAUAUGCCAUUGGGCCUAUCAUUGCUGGAGGUAUAGUGGAUACCAUCGGAUUUACCGGGCUUAAUAUGUUAAUUGCCGUAAGUAAUCUUGCUUACGUACCUAUGCUGUUUAUGUUGCGACAUGUUUACGAUUACGAUACUUUUGAAAAUGAAGAAAAUAUCGUUCUAGACGAAAUGCCUGCAGCUGAAUAUAAGACAUUUGUAAUGAACAACGGAAAUGCGUUGAGUUUGAACCAAACAGAAGAAUCAGGGAAUUUACAGCCAGAACUCUUCCAGUCUCAACAGAAUCAGGAGCUGUUCCAAGCAGAUACAAGAACAACUCAAGUACGGGACACAAACCCUUUUCGUCAAGCUCCAACGGUUAAUGCCCCUGCCAAACAAAAUAUUGAUAACAAUCCUCAAGGGCAACAAUUCAAGACUCAACAAGCAGCUGCGAAACGUCCCAAGAAAGUGAGAGGCUACAGGUCUUCAGAUAUGGAGAAAAUAAUCAGCAGUUCUGAUGAGGAACAAUAAUAAGAUUAGAUGGAACGCAUUAACCACUGUAUUAUUGCUCAGAUUAAACGGAGAACUUCAGAGUAAAUUUUAAAGGUAAGAAGUAGUUUCAUAAAAAUUUGAAUAUACAGAAAGUACGAAGUUGUUGUGAAAAGAAUGGCAUUCAUUUUCUACUGCCCACAAAAGGAACUGAUGUUCUCCGUUUGACUGGUUUAGUGAAAUAAAUUAAUGUAUUAUUUAAUUUAGGAUCAACAAAAUAACUGAUUAGGUAUUUAAUUGACUACUUAUGAAGUGUAUUAUAUUUUAUUCUUGAUAAAUUGAUGAUGUUGCUGAUCAAGGUGGAACUGUGCUAAACAAUCGUCAUUGUGAUAAACUUUGACAGCAAUAAUCUGCAUGUUUUAGUUACUGUUACUCUUAAGGAUUGAUAAGUGCAAACUGGUGGAAACAAAGAAAUGUGAAAUUUAAGAGAAAACAAAGAAAUCAUUAUUAAUGUUAGAAGAUACCAACUUCGGGUCGUAACUGUGAUGGAAUGAGAUCGUAACAAGAAAUUUUAAAUGGGUUAUUAUUCUCCGUUUGAUAUUAUCCUCAUGUUUCUAAUUAUAACUAUUUUAUUUGUUAUUGUCCUUUAAGAACUGUAUAUAAUCAGUUUCAAAAUGAAAACAACAUGUUAUUUCAAGUGUGGCAUAAUAACCCAAUAAGUUCCCCUACUGUAGUGUUGUUUCAAAUAUUUGUAGUAAAAAUUGUGCUGAAUUUUAUUGUUAAGUUUGAAGUGACAUUUCUCAUAAUUAAAAUAAGACUUCAAUGAAAUGACCUUAACUAAGAAUCGGUAACAAUUUAAAUCAAUAUUUUAUAACAGCUUCAAGCAGUUCAUUGCAACGGAAUUGUAAUAUUUUAUCCAAGCAAAUUUGAUUACUAUGAGCAAUGUAAAAAAAGUCAUAUAUUUUGAAAUUACGAAAAACAGUCAAAUUUUUAUUAUGUUUAAAUGCGGAAUCUCCACUUUAUGAAAUUAUAGUAUCAUUGAAACAAAUCUCUACUGCAAAUAGCCCAAUGAGAAGGUAAUUAAUAAUUCACUUACUAAAUACUUUUUUUAAUUCAAUGGUGGGCACUUGCAUAUUCAGCACUGGCUACUUCUAAGGUCAGAAUUAGUGGCCAAUUUAUUGUGGAGGCAUCUAACAGGCAGCCACCGUUACCUCCAUGAAGGAACGGAUAAUUACAACCAUGCCUUCUUCGAGAUUCGAGCCCGGGCCUUUUGGUAUCGCAGUAGGCUCCCCUAACCCCUAUACUAUACCUAUAUGGGCGUCUGCUAAUUAUUAUAGAUUUAUGAAGUUUUUUUUUUUUUUUUUUUUUUUGCAUUUAAAUUUUAGGAACACCACUUAAUGACUGAGAUUUUGUUUACCGACUCUAAAGUUAAUUGUCUAAAUUAGUAUUAUAUGUCUAGGAACAUGUUUUUCAUUUAAUGAGAAGGAUUUUGUUUAAUGAAACAUAAAGAGAUUAUUUGAUUAUAAUUUCUUUUCUUUUCGUAUGUCUUAUUUAUGUUUAAUACCAUAAUAAUUAAUUCAUAACCAUGAAUUUUUAGAAGUGUUAAUUCUUACUAUUAAGUUUCUGUUAGUAUUAUUACUAUUCUUUCUAUUCCUCUUAUUAAUUCCUAUUCGUAAUAAUUCCUUAGUAUUAAUUCCUAUUCGUAAUAAUUCCUUAGUAUUAAUUCUUAUCCCUAUUAUUAAUUCAUGUUCUCAUUAAUUCAUAUCCAUAUUAAUUCCUCAUUAUUGAUUCAUGUUCCUAUUAAUUCCUCAUUACUAAUUCCUAUCAAUUCCUCAAUAUUAAAUCCUAUUCUUAUUAAUUCCUCAUUAUCAAUUCCUAUUGCAAUUAAUUCCUAUUUUUAAUCUCUGGUUUAGUUUUGACUUAAAAUUUAAUUGAAAAGAUAUCCUUUAAUAUUAAAAAAUAUAUUUUCUUAAAUUGCUGUUGUUUCCAGUUGUUGAUAUAAUUUAUAGUGUUACUGGUAUAGACAUAAGCAUAAGGGGUUGAGUGUAUUACGAGCCUUUACUUCUAAAAAAUGAAAGCAAAUUAAUAGUGACGAAAGAUUUUUUUACUUUCAUUUGCAUGAUACCUAAUUACAAAAAUAUUGUAUGAAAACAGAUAUAUAUACAGCUAUAUAUGUGAUUAGUAUGAGAGUUCAAGUUUGUUUUUACGUUUAUGUAUGAUAAAGUACAGGACUUCAAUGUACAUUGCUAAUUAUAGAUUAGAUUGUUAUGUAACAAAUUAUUAUUAAAUAAAUUAUUAAAAAAGAAAAUUAAACAUUCACAAUAUUUUGCAAUUGCCUAAAUUAAUAAAUUGAGUGAGUAAUAGCAAAAUCUGCUCAUCUGUACAACUAAAUUAAAUGAAAAUCUUUAUAAACCAAUUUUUUAAUAAAAUACAAAUCAUUCAGGUGAUGUUUUAUAGAUUUUAUUUAUAAUUUCAUUUACUAAUACUCUUCUGACUUGUCUCUGAAUAAUAUUUUUCAAUUUUUUUCUCUCUUGCAUUUGAAAAUUUUAAUUGCAAAAAUGAAAACGAUUUGCUUUAAGAAGUUGAGGAUCGCACAGAGGAAUCUUAAAUAAAAGGGAAAGAUUUUAAUUUGAAACUCUGUUCUGUUAAUAAAUAUAUAACUGAAUUCUUUUAAAUUUAUGAACCAUUUGAUACAAUAUAUUAAUGAAUGUGCAUACUCGUACAUAAUAUCUUUGUCAUGAUAAGAUAUUUAUUUAUUCCAGUAAAAAUCACAAAAUAGCUCUUUAGAAUUUAUAGAACCGUUGCCACAAAGAAAUGGUAUAAAUUUGUUUUUAAAACUAAAAUUAAGCCUUCACUUAGUUAAGCAAGUUCUAGAGUAUGGAAGAAAGAAAAACGUGUUCUUUAUUUGCUGUUGCACAUUGUGGGUGUUCUAUGCAAGAUAUUCUUUCAUUUCACUAACUAACUUUUUCGCAUACUGGAACUGAUUCUUUUUAAUAAAGUCCACAUGUAAACGAAAUAUUAAUUAUUCAAAUGUAUUAUAUUUCUCUAUGUAUUGUGCAACAAAUACCAAAUGUUAGCUCUUCUCUAGAAGAAUUUGCUUGAUGUGAAAUCUUUCAUUUUUCAUGUUUUUGCUGCUUUUUUUUUUAUCUAGGACUUUUAAAACAAUGCUUUUAAGACUCAAUAUUUGAACACAAUUCUUAAGACUAUGGCUUGUGGAAAGCAUAGGCAAUGUUAACAGUAUUACUUCAUUAAUAUAGUUAAAUUUUGGCAAUUCACUUUAUUGUUGUUAUAUCACUCUUUAAAGCUUUAAAUGUUUAAUGUUUUCAAGACUCUUUCAUGAACAAUAUCUCUUUUGAUUUUGUUUUAACAAACCUUGAAGAAAAUAAAAAGACAUGAUAAAUGAUAAAUCUAAUCUCCAUUUUUUCUUUUCUGAGUUGAAUGCACUUAGAAAUUUUAUUGUCUUUAACAAUUUGCCUAAAUUUAAUUUUCAAAUGAUAUUUAGAAUGAAAAAAUAAUUUUUCUGAUUUCAGUAUUGUUUACGGUAUUGAAUUGUGAUAUUUUUGUGUAGUAAGGGUAAAUUGUUUUGAAACGGAAAAUGGAAAAUAUAGGUUAAAUUUAAAAUUCUUUGUAAGAAUUAAAAAUAAAAUAAUUUAAGAAACAUACAUGGCUUUGCCCAAGAACUGAAUUAGUUGAGUGAUAUUUAACUUUAGAUAAAUAACUCACAAAUUGGAUAUUUUGAUCAAUUACUUAAGACUAAAUUUUCGCUGUUAUAAUUAUGAAAGAUAAAAACUUUUAUCACUAAUUUUCUGGCAUUAUCAUGUAUUUUACAAUUGAACUCUUAAAAAAAUCAACAAAACCUUUUGUACUCUAUAGCAAUACAUACGUCCUAUGUUAUAAAAUAGUGUUAUGAUUAAAAUGAGAUUAAAAUAUUGGUUAAAUUUAAAAUUCUUUGCAAAAAUUAAAAAUAAAAUAAUUUAGGGCUUUGCCUAAGAACUGAAUUUGUUGAGUGAUAUUUAACUUAAAAAUAAGAUAAAAACAUUUAAAGAUAAAAACAUUUAUCACUAAUUUUCUGACAUUAUCAUGUAUUUUACAAUUGAAUUCUUAAAACAAAAUCAACAAAACCUUUUGUACUUUAUAGCAAUACAUACGUCCUAUGUUAUAAAAUAGUGUCAUGAUUAAAAUGAAACAAGCAAAACUCCACUAACUCUAUUGCAUUCGGUACGGACAAAACAAACCCACACAGACUGGUGUACUUUUGACAACUGUUCUACAAUCUACUUUACAACAUCACUAACGCUUUCACGGGAGCACGUGAACUUUUGUCAUUCCAUUGGCGCUACUCAAAUAGCAAAUAUCCGUUACAGCUCCAGUAAUCCCGUUACGGAGACAUAGGAAAUUAUUAUUAUUUCACUUACUUCGAUGCAACGACAAUUUAGCAGUUUAUAUUACCAUUUUACAAGCGCCAGUUUGGAGACAUGUGACGUUGCCGUUAUUCCACUGGCAACAUAACCAGUUUAUAUCACAGUUUCACAAGCGCCAAUUCGGAGACAUGUAAAGUUGCCAUUAUUCCACUGGCAACAUAAACAGUUUAUAAACAGUUCUACAAGCUCCAGUCCGGUGACAUGGUUGAUUUAAGUUAUAUCUUCACGAACGUUUCUGUUUGAUAUUGUGCAAAAGAAAUCUGAAGUGAAAUUGUUAGAGAUUUCUCUUCGGCCACAAAGAAGUUCAAUGUAAAAAUGUGAAAACGCGAAGUUUGAAUUUUUAAACAGUAUGGGAUAGUGAUUUUAUUAUGAUAGUUAGUCCUAAUAGCGGCGUAUUGUUAAAAAUAUAUGUAUUACAAUAUAUGUAACAGAGAAUAAUGAUAAUAUUAUCAAUUAUGAUAAUAUUUGAUAAUAUUAUCAAUUAUGAUAAUAUUAUUAAUGAUAAUAUUAAUUAUAACAGAGAAUAAUUGAAAGACAAGUGCUUUCGUUUUGAGAAGGAAAGAUAGUGAGGGUAAGUAUAACAUUAUGUACGAAUAAGUAUGACAUUUAGAAGAACAAAGAAAUAAUUUAUGCAUUAGUACAAAAGGUUUCAUGCCCCACAUUUCAAUAUUUGUAAAAUCUGGGUAAGUUUUCGAAUUAUUUUUCCCUCUGAAAGACAAGUGAAAUCAUAAAAUUAUGAAAAUAUACAUUACAAUUAAUAAUAUAAAUUUAUUUAUAACCCAAAAUCCCCAGAAUGCAAAGGGUUGAAAUUGUUUUAAAUUGUGAAUUCUUCUUUCUAAAUGUUUAUAAUAAUAUACAGGGUAUUUUCAAAGGGAAAAAUAUUUGCCAUUUUUCUUAUUCAAGGAUUGAUAGUUGGAAUGAAGAUGUGUUUUAAUUUGAUCAGUGUUAAGAGGCAUAGAAGUUUCGCAUUGAUAUCCAAGAACACAAGAAUUUAUUUAUCCCCUUAUCCAUAGUACACUUUGGUGACUUUCACAGUUAGACGCACACUUGUACAUAUGUAUAUUACGUUUUAGGAUAGAUAAGUAUUAUAAAUGUUAAGUUCCUUUUUUGGUACCAAGUUAUUUAAAGUACACUUUAAAAUUAGAUACAGAAAUAUUAAAUCGCCAAACAAAAUCGGAAAUGUAUUUUAAAUUUUAAUUCAAACGGAUACACCGGCUUCAGAUAGUUUUAUGGAACAAAAUGAUAAGAAGAAAUUAUUAAUUAAGAUAUUGGUAUUAAAGAAAUACUACAAAAAUAUCUGAAAAUUAUUAUCACUAAUGAAAUUAAACUGACAGACGUUAGUCAAUUUAAAAUUACAUUUUGCCUUUACUCUGUAAAAAGGCUUAAUUCAGUAUCAGUAAUCAGUAUAAUAAAUUUACAUAAGAAAUGUAUUUUAAAAAUAAGAAAUUAAAAUUUAUUGAAGCAUUAUCAAUGUAUCAAUUCUGUUAUUUACUGAAGCAUACACAUCGGUUUUAAUUCUACAACGCUAAGUUAGAUUUCAUUUAAAAUUCGAAUAAAUAAUUUUAAUUGUUAGUUAUGGAAAGUAAUAUAAUAAAUAAAAUUAUUUAGGAAAUUAAAUUCCUUGGGGAGUAGAUAAUUGACUAGAAACUAAGCAAAAAUAAAAUUUAUGACUUCUAGGAAAAAUAUUUAAUAAGAAAUUUCUUGGAUGUUAAAAGAGAUGCCAUUAUUAUUGCUAUCUUCCUCAUGAGCUAAAAAUUUCAAAAAUUGGAAUAUUAUCUGUAGUGGUAGUCUUAUAUAUUUUACACUGAAAAAAACUUGGAAAUUUAAGCAUUAUAAAUAAGUAUAUUUUUCUCCUUUAAUUUCAAGUAUCUCUCUUCUAAAUGUGUAAAAGUAAACAUUAUAAAUAAAUAUAUGUUUUCUCCUUUAGUUUCAAAUAUUACGCUGCUAACUGUGUAAGAUUUAGCACUGAAGAGAAAAGAGUACUUUCAGUAUCUUUCUCAAUGAAAUACAUAAUAAAAUGUAAUAGCAUCUCAAUGAAAUGUAAUAAUUUGUAAUAGCAUCUCAAUGAAAUGUUAUUACAUUUCAUUGAGAUGUUAUUGAAUUUGUUAAUUAUUAAUUUUUCAAAAUAAUAAGGCUUAAGUGCUGUUUUAUCAAAUAAUAUGUUUUUUAUUAAUCUAAAUUAAAUCUGAGUAUACAUAUCAGUUAAAUGUUUUCAAAUACGGAAGGAAGAAAUUGUAUUUUGUAAAGCAUUAUUGUAAUGAUAAAUUAAUUUAUAUAUUAAUGUUUUGUUUACCUAUCAAUCUGAAUUAGAUUAAUAGAGUGCAUAAAACAAAAAAUGGAUUUAAUUAAAAAAAUAUUUGUAAAUUUUACAUUUCUACACUCCAUGCAAAUUUUAUUUACGAGGCAAUAAAAGCUAUUCUAUAAAUUAUAUUAUUGUGAAUAGAAUAGGUGUAGCUGUAUACAGAAUGAUCUGUCAAAUUUCAAGGGAUGCUUUCAUAGCUAUUUUCAGAAUUAAGUAUUUUCACAAUAAGUAAUACUUUGUUUGCAUCACUUUUGGAUUCUGUUCAAAUUAGCAAAGGGUUUUUACAAUUUUGGUCUCUUUAUAUUACAAAAUAUGCUAUAACAAUCAAGCGCUGUUAUCUGAAAUUUGGUAAAAUAAAUAUUCCAAACUGCGAAGCAUUUUAUAAGGAUCUCUUAAAAUGAAAUGCCUUGAAUACGUUAUUAAUUUCUCAAUUUAAUUAUUGCUAAAAAUAAACAAUAAUAGAUAAAUAAACAAUAAAUUCUAAUAAAUAAAAAUUCAUCAAUUACAAAAUUAGCCUAUUUUUGUGAAUGCUAAUUUUUUAUAACACAAAAUUAUUAGAAGAAAUGAGAGUCAGAAUAUUAACAACCUGAAAAGAAUCCUGGUUGGAAAAUGGCUUCUUAAAAGCUAGACCGAAAGAUUUUAUAGGAGCCAAUAACAGAAGAAAAAUCAGAAUAAUAAUUGAGCUUCAUUUAGCACUUAAUGAAAUGUAAAAAAGAAAAUAAAACACAUUACGAUUUGAAAUUUUGUGCUGUCCUAAUUAGAUUAUCUACACAUAUGUGUUUUUAAGAAAAAAUGCAAUGUUAUUUAAAUUGAAACUCCUGGUGCUGUAAAAAAUCAACUUAACAUUGUAGAAAAUUGUGUGUAGAUUUAGAACACGUUAAAAUUUCUGAGACAAAGUGAAAUAAUUUUGCCACUUUUAUCUAUCUCGAUGUAUGGUAUAGAGAAGAAGAAAUUUAUUCUAUCUGCAUAUUACAAAUCUUAUUUUCAUGUUAAUUGUGGAAUAUUCUAAAAUAUAUUAAACAUUAGUAGAUGUUUUAUUAAAUGUUUUAGAACAUCUUAUACAAUUUUAUUACAAAAGAACACGGUUAUGAGGAAAAAUGUUAGAAUAAAAUAUUUAUGAUUUGAUGAAGCAUUCAUAUCUGAAGAACUAAGUCAAUUUUAAAUUUUUUACAUACUGUUUAAAUAUAUUGGAGAAGAAUAUUCAAUUCAUUUUCAUAAGUAGGUUACAAUAGACUGUUCCUAAAAGCGUUUAAGUUUAUUUAAAAGAAUUACUUUGAAAUAGAGAAGUAGCUUAUAAAAUGACAAACAAUGUUUAUAAUAUGGCAACAAUGUUAAAUGCAUAAAUAAGUCAGAAGGUACAGUUGUUUGGACGUCUGCAAACGAUUUCUUCGCAAUGAGAAAAAAGAAGGUUCUUCGUUCUUUGGCUUGUUUCUGUAAUUAACAUUGCUUCAUGUAGCACUUUUGCUAUUGGUUAUCAAAACGUUAUACAAAUUGGCAUAAUGUAACGUUUCAUCUGGUUGUUAAAAUCUCGAAAAAUGUAUAAAGAAAACGGCCUUACAUUAUCAUGAGUUAAUUUAUGUAUAUAGAGAAUGAUUACGCAUGAAAUUUUUAUUAUAUUAUUAAAUAAUUAAUUACUGUAAUUUUUGUCGUUUUUAGCAAUUUUCAGAUCAAUUUAUAUGUGUAAUUUAACUUUAUGUGUGAAAUUCGGUUCGCAAAGUAUUUUGUUUGAGAGUUCUGAACUUUUUUGACAUACUAUGUUAUAUAUUUUUGUUUGUAAAAUUAAUUGCUCAUUAAAGUUACUUUUAUGGUAAAA